AGGACUGCCAUCCGACGGCGGGCUGCCUUGCCUGCGAACCGGGCAUGUUCGCGUCCGACACGGGGGCACUGGAGUGCGAGUGCUCCAAGCCAGGCCACGGGUCCGACGAGCUUCGGGCCGCCGAGGAGCAGUGCCCCAAGGGCUUCUACUCCGCCGCGGAGUGCGACCCGUGCGUGCAGUGCCCGCAGGGAAAGUUCGCCAGCGAGCUGGGCAUGACGGAGUGCGAGGACGCACCGCCGGGGACUCAUCCCAACGAUGAUUUAUCUGGCACCGUGGAGUGCCAGCCGGGCUUCGAGCAGCCGCUGCCCGGGCAGGCAAGCUGCUCGUCGUGCCCUGUUGGCAAGUACACCGGCGACACCGGCUCCACAGGCUGCGAGUGCGCGGGCGACGGGAAGGAGCCCACGGCAGACUCCACGGGCACCCAAGACUGCCCCGCCGGGGUCAAGAGCGAGCUCGACGAGGCCACCGGCUGCAAGGCGUGCACGACCUGCAUGGACGGGCACUACAGCGACCCGGGGAACGCUUCGAGCUGCAGUUGCGCCGAUCCGGGCUAUCCGAGCUGCCUGCUGGCGUCCCGCACCAUGGCACCCAGUGCAACCCCCCCCCCAUGGGCGUGUCCAGACGUUGGACGUCAAAUAAAGAUAAUGCGGCAGGACAACUAUUCC
Prorocentrum cordatum is the source of this 665-nucleotide messenger RNA. The record is from the annotation of a GenBank genome assembly. Lineage: Eukaryota; Dinophyceae; Prorocentrales; Prorocentraceae.